GAAAUUACAAUCCGCCAUUAUUGUGGUUUGGGACAGGUAAUAUUUAUCAACAAAGUGUUGUUUACCAGCAAUUACUACUUAAAAAAUGCUACAUUAACGCUAUAUGUAUCCUUUUGCUUCGGAAACAAAAUUGUGCAUUGAUAAUUGCACGACAGGGCGACUCCGGAACGAACUGACCGUGAAUUCAUAAUACUAAAUGACUCAUCUUCAGUAGCUACUGUACUUCAGCGUGAUGAGUACCUCCUCCCUACCCUCAUCUGUGUCAGGGGAGUGCGAGGGGGACCCCCGUACCCAUGAACACCUCGGGAUCAUUCUCGCCUGUAUCACUGCCUUACAAGACAUUAUCCACCAGCCCUUCUGUAAUUUCACUUGCUAAAGCAAGUGACGAUGAACUGCGGCACAGAGGUGUUGAGGAACUUGUUAGAAUUGUUCGUCAUAUAGAAUCUGAAAUACGUUCAACAUUGGCUGAACACAGCAGUAUUAUAAAGGAUGUGAAUAGGAGAAUCCAGAUAAAUGGUCUGGAAAUAAGAGGUCUUAAAGACAUCAAUCAAAAACUUCAAGAUGAUAAUCAAGAACUGCGUGAUUUAUGUUGUUUUCUGGAUGAUGAUAGACAACGUGGUCGUAAACUUGCACGUGAAUGGCAGAGGUUUGGUCGAUAUACUGCGAGUGUUAUGAGAAGUGAAGUUGCAGCAUACCAGGAAAAACUGAAAGACUUAGAAAUGAAACAGGAGGAAUUGAUAUCUGAUAAUGCAGACCUGAAAGAGCUAUGUUUGUACCUGGACCAGGAGAGACUGGGGCCAUCACAGGUACGAGAUGAUGGGGACGGGAGCAGCAACAGUACCACAGCAGGUGCUGAUGAGACUUCUCCUCCAAUGGCAAUCAACACUUCAAGUCUUGGUACUCCUGACACUUCCAAUGGUCACAACUAUGUACAGCAACUGGAAGAAAAAGUUAAAGUGCUGGAAGAAGAAAAGACACAGCUAGCACAAAGAGCAGAAAGAAAUGGUGGUGAUGGAUACAGAGUGACUGAUAAAAAAUCUCCAACAGCAGCUAAAGAGCACAGACCUGACAAGAGUCCAAGUCCUUCCAAGCAGAGAACUGCACCAGUUGGUAACUUGUUUGAAGGAUACAGUAAUAAUGUUCAACAGGUCAAAGGGUCAAGGUUAUCUGAGAGUCCAACAAAACCAGAGGCUGUUGUCAGAGCCAUGAAGGUUUUGGAAGUACACGAACAACUGGAGAGGCCUCAGACUGAUGUUGGGGAGGAGAACUUGGGAGAUUCAGAGAAAGCUAUUGUCAGGGAAAUGUGUAAUGUGGUGUGGAGAAAACUAGGGGAUGUUGGGCCUGAUCGAACAUCAGAUCAAGACACAGCUCAGACCCAACAGCAUGUGUAUGAGAACCUCCCGCCAAGACAGACAGCAAAUCCCCCUCCACUACCCCCUAGCCAUCGGCAACCACCAAAACCCCCAUCCUCAUUACCAGUGUCCCAGUCCAAACCUCCCCCUCCCAUUAGGUCACCGCUAUCUACUCAUUCGUCUACCCCACCUCCUCCAUCUCAUAUACAAGUUUUACCUUCACCAAACUUCACCCCACCUCAGUCAGCUCCACCAUAUAUACCUGCUGGGUUUGAUAGGGCUGUCAGCAGUUCACCCAAGCAGUUCCCUACUUACCACAGUCCGCAGGAAGGAUUUGAUACAAUACCCUAUCCUGGUACUACUCAUACUGUCCAUGCUCAGGCUGUACCUCGCCCCCAGCAGUAUCAGCCACCCCCUCCCCCACCUCCACCUACACAACUCCAUGACCGACCCCUUCCUCCUUACCAGCAUUACCCUGAACGUUCUCAUCAACCAUCUCCGCACAUGUUCCCUGUCAAUCAAGCUCCUAUCCAUCCAAAUUCUGAGAGAAUUCCACCAUCUGGACCUCACAAAAUGUACCCAGAAUCUAAACAAAGUAAACAGGAAAGACGGAAUUACACAGACUCUAGAAACUUAAAUGAUUCAAGGGACUCCCACGGAUCAAGAGGGUCACAGCCCAAUAAGUAUUCAGACCCGCGGUAUACAAAAGAUUCAAGAGAAAGGGUUUCGAGCAGAGAUCAGAGAGAACGAACGCAGAAUGUCCAAGAUCGGCGUGAUGGUAGUGGAACAAGGGAAGGCAGAGAUCCUAUAACACAGUCGAGGGAAUCAAGUCUCACAAGGGAGUCAAACAGUAGUCGUGAUCCAAGAGUAGCCAAUCAGCAAUCCAGAGACCAUCGUAACAACAGGGAUAAAGCUGGGCCUAGUGGUAGAGAUAUGAGAGACCAUGGUAGAGACUCUAGGGAAACCCAUAACCAUGGUUCCUUUCCAAAUAGGGAUCCUAGAGACCAUGGCCCACAUCACAAAAAGGACCCUAGAGAUGGUCCACCAACUGGUAAGGACCCUAUGGGACCAACAGAUAGAGAAACAAGGGAGUACGGAGCCCCAGGUGGUAGAGAUUCUUGGUACCCACCGGACUUCAGACAGCAAGAUGUCCGCAACAACCAUGAUCCUCGUAGCCAGUAUGAAAGGGGAUCAUAUCAUUGAACAAUGAAAAGGUGCUAAUUGUUUUCAGGGUAAUUGUUCUAAGCAUGAGUAACUUGUGUGAGCUUGUGGCAUGGUGUGGUGUUCAUCGUCUGUUCAUUUGUUUUUAUUUGCUCAUCUGAAAGUCAAUAUAUUAAGUCUAGUGCUGUUUGGGAUAUGAAAUAAACUUUUACUACUUUCGAAGAUCAUAGGAUCAUAUAAUCAUACUUCACAUCAUUUUCAAAUAUAUAUUGAAUUCAGGAAAAACACUACUUUAUCAAUUGGCCAUGUUUAAAGUCAGUAUGCUAUUGAUGAAAUGUUGCCAACUAAUUUGCUUUACUUCAUUUAACAUACAUGGAUCAUACAUCUAAGGGCACAUGGGUGAAAUAUGUUGGACAAUACAACUUAUUGUUAAAAUCUAGAUAAUUGACAUAUCAGAAUUCAUUCAGACUGCAAGCAUGCUAAGUUAAUACAUAAACGCCCAGGUGAGGGCUAAAGGCCUUUCAGACAUAUUUUGAUAGAAUUCUAGUUAGGAUUGCAUAGGCCUUUAAUUGAGAUGUAAUAAUUUUCGUCAUGGUUGUCCAUCCACCUCUCUACUGUAUACUGCCCCCUCGAAAUGCAUUACUGUGUACUUUGAAAUUAAUGGUAUUCUAUUUUAUGAUCAAAGCCAAAUAUAAGUUUAAACAUUUUUAGUGAGUUGGGAUGAUUUAAAAUUAUUUCCAAGUGAUGUUAUUGAGAAAUAUUGGCUGAAUGAUGUGUCAAAUAUCCCAAUAGAUCAAUUGUCAGUCAGAUUUUAUGUUCAAAAGGUAAUUUUGUGAAAAAAACUGUUUUCAUUUCUUUUGUAUAAAACGUGUCGUUGCAGUAAUAAAUAUAUAAACAACACCAUGGUCAGAAAAAAUGUCAAACAUUUUUAUGUCUCCAUCAUCGGGGAUAAACAGUGCUAGGUCUCUCUCCUUUCAAUCUGAUGACAAUCAUCAGCUCAUGGACUCUUUUCAACAUUUUUACUCACGAACAUCAGUAAACAAAGCCAUGGAAACAUGAUUUUAAUCUGGCCCCAGUUUGCUCCUUAACUUGGAAUCUUCCAUAUUAAAGCAUUAUAUGAUUUAAGAAAAAAUACUUUUCCUUAGAUUUUAUAAUACUCUCAUAUGGAUUUUUUUUAACAUAAUGAGUUUCCUAAAUGUUAGGACUAUUGAUGAGACUGUGGCCUGAUUGUUAUACCUUAAUAAACAUUACUUAUGGAUAUUUCAUUAAUUAUUUAUUGUUUUUUAUACCAUUUUGUGUUUGUAACUAUGGCAGCCCACUUACGACAAUUUGAAUAUUAGGGUUCAUUAUCGAAAGAUA
Messenger RNA from Pecten maximus, 3872 nucleotides. RefSeq names its product formin-like protein 5. The record is from RefSeq and is a predicted model, not a curated record. The transcript is spliced from 7 exons. Bases 294 to 2555 code for a protein of 753 amino acids. Lineage: Eukaryota; Metazoa; Mollusca; Bivalvia; Pectinida; Pectinidae.